CCCAAAUGUGGCAUGCCAAAAAGCUACUCUGAUCAAAAGAAUGAAAGAGUUGUCAGCACUGGUGGGAGAUACUGGAGGAGAAGGAUUAGUUAAAAAUGGGAACAGAUUGCCCAGAAAGGUGAUGGAAUCUCCAGCCUUGGAGACAGAGCUUGACUGGACAAAGCUUUGAGCAACCUGCUAUGGGUAACUCUGCUGUGACCAAGGAGCUGGACUAGAUGACCUUCAAAGGCCACUUUCAACAUAAAUUAUGCUGUGAUUUAUGGGCUUUAUGGGUAGGAGAGAAGGAGUCAUUACCUUUUCUGGAGAGGAUUAUAAAUUACUGGGAGUGGAUUUAUCAGAGCUGUCUGAGCUGGAGAGAGCCCUGGGGGAAGCAGGACUGGACAAUGAAAUCCCCACCCUCUUCAUAGCAGAGGUGGUGCUCACCUACAUGGAAAAUAGAAGGUCAGAUGCCUUGAUUCAGUGGGCAGCAGAGCAUUUCUCUCAAGCAUGCUUUCUGCUGUAUGAACAGAUGCACCCAGAAGACCCCUUUGGACGUGUCAUGCAGCAGCAUUUUAGCCAGCUGAACUCUGCACUUCAGUCUUUGGCACAGUACCCUGACUGUGAGGCACAGCAGAGGCGCUUUUUUGAAAAGGGCUGGACUGAAUGCAGUGUCAUGGAUAUGAAUGAGUUUUUCACCUGCUGUACUCCAGAAGAUGAGCAGCAAAGAGUGCAGGCUCUGGAGCCUUUUGAUGAAUAUGAGGAAUGGCAUCUGAAAUGUUCUCAUUACUUUGUCUUGACUGCGUCAAAAGGGAUGGAACCUUCCUGGACUCCAUUGUUAUCCAAUAUGACAGUUCCUCAUCAUGAUGGUCCUGUCAGGAUGGCCGGGAGUAUCACUGCAGCAGUGUGUGCAAUACACUCUGAAAUUUCUGGCCUGAGACGUUACGGCCACCACUCUGUUCUUAUAAAACCCAACGUGAUUCUCACCACUGGAGGCUUUGGGGAGGAGGAUGGACAGCACUGCCGUAUGAGAAAUUUUCAUGUGCUAAUUAAACAUGCAGGCUACUGGAAAGCUGGCUGUGUGAAAAUGGAAAAUCCUGAUAAAAGAUGGGAUGAGCGGUUGUACCAUACUGUGUCAUGUCUCUCAAACAGUCUGGCCCUGGUGGUAGGAGGACGAACAUCCCCAUCAAGAGCAGGCUUGGGAAUGUUGUGGCUAAAGUUCCCUGAAACCUGCAAUGCCUCGGACCCAGAUGACAUUACAGUGGAGCUUGUAAGUCUGCAGCCUGCUGCCGAACCAGCUGCUUUGCGUUGGAGACAUAGUACAACUGAAGUAAUAUUCAAAGGUGAGAAGUACCUGUUUCUGUAUGGUGGCCGCUCUGCUAUGGAGCCUGUGCUAGGGGAUUGGUAUUUCCUGCACACCCAAGAACUUUCCUGCACUGUGAUUCCUGUUGAGGGUCCAGUACCAGAAAGCCGUCACUCUCACAGUGCCUGUAGCUGGAAAGGAGGAGUGCUAAUUGCAGGAGGUCUGGGAGUGGCUGAGCAGCCCUUAGGUUCAGUUUUCUUUCUGAGGGAGCUUGAACAUGGCUUUCACUGGCAGACAGUAGAGACGCACCCUUCUCUCAUCCCAAGGUAUUCACAUACUGCACAUGUACAUGAUGGAAAACUUCUGCUUGUUGGUGGAGUGUGGUUUCACUCAUGCUCUGUGCCAGGCAUCACUGUCAUUGACUUAAUGACUGGUCUCUGCUUGGACUAUGUGAUUAAUGUGGAGCAUCUGGAGUGGCCAUUAAUGCUUCAUAAUCAUAGUAGUGUCUUUCUGCCAGAUGAGGAGGAGUUGUUGCUUAUUGGCGGUGGUGGGAACUGCUUCUCCUUUGGGACACACCUGAACCCAGAGCCUGUCUCAUUGAGCCUCAGCAACAUCCUGACCAGCCACUGACUGGGACCAAACAGGACUCAACCAUGCUGCUGCACUGUGCUAAGACGUGUGUUCAGUUGUAGGUCCAAGAGCACCAAAAUGUUUCCACAAAGGUUUUGUAUCCAGAAUGCAUUUGUAAAGGUGGAAUAAGGAGGGACAGUUAUGACAAGAGAUUGCAUACCUCAUCUGUCUUUUUUUUCUUUGUACUGCUCUUUGCAUUGCUGUAAAUAAAGUAUCU
Egretta garzetta (little egret) is the source of this 2126-nucleotide messenger RNA. It is a transcript of the gene LCMT2, whose product is annotated as leucine carboxyl methyltransferase 2. Gene Ontology annotation, biological process: wybutosine biosynthetic process; tRNA methylation. The transcript is spliced from 12 exons. The coding region runs from base 260 to 1909 and encodes 549 amino acids. The record is from RefSeq and is a predicted model, not a curated record. Gene Ontology annotation, molecular function: tRNA methyltransferase activity; protein binding. NCBI's taxonomy places the organism in Eukaryota, Metazoa, Chordata, Aves, Pelecaniformes, Ardeidae.